Molecule: messenger RNA, 1070 nt
Organism: Emiliania huxleyi CCMP1516
Lineage: Eukaryota; Haptophyta; Isochrysidales; Noelaerhabdaceae
Exons: 5
Coding region: 20-823 (267 amino acids)
Biological process (GO): tetrapyrrole biosynthetic process
Molecular function (GO): NADP binding; glutamyl-tRNA reductase (NADP+) activity
Source: RefSeq, a predicted model, not a curated record
AGCUCGCCUCGGCAUUCCAAUGAGGGUGAGGGCAUCGCGUUUGCUGCUACUGUCUGUCGCGUUCCUCGCGGGGGCGGGGGGCGUGCAGCUUGCUGUCGCGCCCGCCUCGCGCGCCGCGCGCGCCGCUGCUCCGCGCUGCUCCGCGACGCAGCCUAGCGAAGCAGCCGUGGUGACCGCUGCAGCGGCGGGGGCCAAGGCGAUGGAGCAGGCGCGCGCCGCGGCAGAGGCUGCGGUGUCGCCGCCGGCUGCAGCGUCGAAGCGCAAGGGGGCGCAGACCUUUGGAAAGCCGCUGGUGAUUGGGCUCUCGCACAAGACGGCGACGGUCGAGGUGCGCGAGAAGCUCUCGAUCCCCGAGGCUCAGUGGAACGAGGCGGCGGCGGCGCUCGUCGGGUACGAGACGGUGCAGGAGGCCGCCAUCCUCUCCACCUGCAACCGCUUCGAGGUGUACAUAGUCGCCGAGGACCACUACGCCGCGACGCGCGACGUGCUCUCCUUUUUGAGAGGCCACUCCGGCCUCGAGGCCGAGACGCUGCGCCCAAACCUAUUCAUGCUGCAGGACGAGGAGGCGACGCUGCACCUGCUCCGCGUCUCGUCCGGCCUCGACUCCCUCGUCGCGACCAAGAAGCUCAAGUCGCUCGACCCGAAGCAGCGGCAGGCGGUCGAGGUGCUCACCAAGGGCAUCAUCAACAAGCUGCUGCACGCGCCGAUGACCUACCUCCGCUCGGACGAUGCCGACGGGACAAAGGCGACCGUCGACCAGAUCAACGCCCUCUUCCAGACGGGCGACCGCGCGGACGACAAUCGCCGCGGCGGGCGGCGCUGAGUGUCUGGACUCUCCUCACAUCGGCUCUACCCCCUCUUCUCUGCUCGCCGACCCACCGCGCCAAUCCAACCCCCUACCCACCCUCCGACACACAUGCUCCGACACAUGCGAUGCCCGACACAUGCGCGGUGCGCGUUGUGCGUCAGGGCGACACUCGACUCGAGACACCGACGCCGGCGGGUGCCGAGGCCCUAUCUUCUGUGCGAGGGUGUUUGUGUUUUUUGUAAGAUGAUUCUGCGAUUGCGUU